UAAACAAGAUUUGUGAUUAGGGGGCACUGGCGACAGGUUGACGGCUUCUAAUAAAUUCAAUCCAGUCCUGAUAAAUAUGCACCCAUAGCUCUAUAAAAGAUUCUGGUUGAAGAUGAUAAUGUACUAGAUAGAAUAUGGCUUCCAACAUAAUAUAUCUCCACGGAAAAGUGGUUGAUGAUGAAACAAUUUUAGUUCCAUUGUCGUCUGCUGCCCUUCUGUUUGUUGUUCAAUACUGCAGCCCUGAAUCAUUUAGUUUAAAAUUUUCAAAGAGAAAUUUGGAAGAAGGAAAAUGUUUUAAAAUCAGUUGUGAUAGUUUAGAUAAAACAGAGUAUGUGUUUGACAUCGAGGAUGAACAAGACUGUACACUUCCAGUUAUACGACAGAUAGAUGAUAUAUGGGUUAGAUCAGGGUUAUGUGGAACCAUAAGAUAUAUCGUGUCACAGGCACAUGAUGACAGACCGCAAGAGCAUCUAGACGAUCUUUUGGGAUUCAGAGGAGGUAGUUUGAAAGCUUGUGCUGAGGUCUCUGGUUGGACAAAAUUAUGUGAAGUAGAGCUACCAGAUACAGUUGCCCAACUUGUUAAUAAAAUAAGGAAUGAGGAGUCAACAAUAUAUUCUCUACCAGAGGACAUAAUGAAAUUAGAAUGGCAUUUCUUAAAACCAGCAAAAAUACACAAUGAUGAUAAAACCAAAAGACCUUUUCUAAAACAAAUUCAGAAAGAGGCUGAUAAUCUGGUAACUGAUGAAGAUGUGUCAGAGUUCCAGUACAACAGGGAAAUACACAAUCCACAUGGUGUGACAAAGUUUUAUGUUAAUGUAAACUCUGUAUCAGAAACAGUUCGUUCUGAAAAAAAGAACAAAAAUUUAGAAUUUGAAAAGAAGAAGAAGAAGAAAAGCAACUCUGUGAUAAAUGGUGGCAGUGAUGUGGAAAAUCUUCAGGACAAUAGCAGUGUUAAUAAUUUGAAAAAUUUGUUGAAGAAGAUGACUAUCGAUAAUCUUGAAUUUUCUCAUUUAUACUCUGAAGGGAUUACAAUUACAAUGGCCGACCUUAUACUUUAUACAAAUAUCUAUCAUUUAUUUGAAAGUUUAGAUUUUAAAAUAGUUUCAGUACAGCACCAUUUACAACAUAUUAUCACAUGGUUUGAUCACAUGACCAGCCUUCCCAGAGUUCAUCAGACAGCCAUUCAGUGUGGAUACAAACUUGGGAAGCUUACACAGAACAGAAACAUGACUAGUCCGAUAGAGUUUACUGUUGAAGAAGGCCUAUUUGAAAAGAUAAAUGAGGAUGAAAUGGAAUUAAGUCGUAGGUGUAGAGGAAAAUACAGACCAAUUAAACCAGAUGUAUGGAGUGCCUUAGAUAAAGUUGUGAAAGGUGAAAUCAAGAUUGAAACGGGAAGACACCCAAGGGGAGAUAAUACAGCUAUUUUAUGGUCUGAAGUACCAGAAGGUGUUGAUCCUGGGUUAGAUCUACCAAAGAAACGAUUGCUAAGGAAAUGUGAGCAGCUAGAAAACUUAGUGACAGCAGUAUUAGAGCUGGCUAAGCCUGGGGAUGUGAUUGUAGAUUUUUGCAGUGGUGGGGGUCACCUUGGAAUUGCAGUUGCUCAUUUCCUUCCUGAAUGCACAGUAUACCUAAUAGAGAAUAAGGAAGAAUCUUUGAUAAGAGCCAAACAAAGAAUUGAUAAACUGAACAUGAAGAACGUUGUUAUUUACCAGUGUAACCAGGAUUAUUUUAGAGGAAAGUUUGACAUAGGAAUGUGUCUACAUGCUUGUGGAGUGGCUACUGAUAUGGUGUUGAAACAGUGUUUACAAAACAAUGCUUCAUUUGUUAUCUGCCCUUGUUGCUAUGGUGGCAUACAAAACACUCAUCUAAUGACUUAUCCAACAAGCAGAUAUUACAAGGAUUCUGGGAUAGUGUAUAAGGAUUUUUUAACCUUAGGACAUGCAGCAGAUCAGACAGAAUUUAAUCUGGUAUUAGAAGAACAAGGUAAAUAUUGUGCCAACCUUGUGGACACAGACAGAGCAGCGUUAGCUAAAGAACAUGGGUACAAAGUGACUCUGUGUUCUCUCAAUCCAUUAACAUGUACACCUAAAAACAAUUUGUUAAUUGGUAUAGCACCUGAACAGAAAAGUGAACCAUCCUGACAAUAAGUUCAAUAAAUAUUUUAUGUAUCA
This is a messenger RNA of Mytilus californianus (California mussel), 2171 nucleotides long. RefSeq names its product glutathione S-transferase C-terminal domain-containing protein-like. Lineage: Eukaryota; Metazoa; Mollusca; Bivalvia; Mytilida; Mytilidae. The transcript is spliced from 14 exons. The record is from RefSeq and is a predicted model, not a curated record. Bases 135 to 2141 code for a protein of 668 amino acids.